This is a messenger RNA of Solanum dulcamara, 1119 nucleotides long. Its product is annotated as probable WRKY transcription factor 40. The transcript has 4 exons. Bases 119 to 910 code for a protein of 263 amino acids. Gene Ontology annotation, molecular function: sequence-specific DNA binding; DNA-binding transcription factor activity. NCBI's taxonomy places the organism in Eukaryota, Viridiplantae, Streptophyta, Magnoliopsida, Solanales, Solanaceae. The record is from RefSeq and is a predicted model, not a curated record. Gene Ontology annotation, biological process: regulation of DNA-templated transcription.
CUACUUCCACUUUUCUCCCUUUAUAAAUAACCCAUUUUCACAUUUCUUAUCUUCAUUCCUUUCAACAACAACAAAAAAAAACAAUCAAUAAGGAGAUUUUUUUAAAAUUAUAGAUUCAAUGGAUACAAACUUGGGAGACACAGUUUUUUCUAUUGACCUUAACAUAAAUCCCUCAUUGCACAACAUAAAUAGAAGUCCGCGCGAGACGUUAGAUGAAGAACUGAUUAGGAUGAGAGAAGAGAACAAGAAGUUAGUAACAAUGCUAACAUCUUUGUGUGAGAAGUACAAUUCCUUGCAAACUCACCUAAUUGAGUUGCUGCAAAAAUACUCCACUCAUAAUGAAGAGGACAAUUCCAAAUUAUUAUUAUCAAGGAAAAGAAAAGCUGAAGAAGAGUGUUGUGUGAAUAAUUGUGAAGAAGCAUCACCAAAGAGUCCAAGGGAAAUCACAACCAAUGUUUCAACUGUUUGUGUUAAAACUAAUCGCUCCAAUCAAACCUCAGUAGUGAAGGAUGGAUAUAACUGGAGAAAAUAUGGUCAAAAAGUGACUAGAGACAACCCUUCUCCUAGAGCUUACUACAAGUGUUCAUUUGCACCAACAUGCCCUGUCAAGAAGAAGGUACAAAGAAGUAUGGAAGAUCCAUCAAUUUUAGUAGCUGUAUAUGAAGGGGAGCACAACCAUCCUCACCCAUCCCAAGCUGAAAUAACAGUGCCAUUAAUCAACCAAGAUGUUGUUAUAACAGAUCAAAGACUUUUUGACAAAUUCAUGGAAGAUAUUAAUGACACAAAUUCAUUACAACAACAUUUAGUCGAACAAAUGGCGUCCUCCUUGACCAGCAACCCUAGGUUCACAGCUGCCGUUGCUGCAGCCAUCUCUGGAAAAAUCUUUGAAUAUGAUUUGCCUUUCAAAUAAAGAAAAAUUACAGUUACUCAAACGGUUUCUGUUUCUUUAAUUGAGAUUAAAAUUAGCCUAAUUUAAAUUUUACUAUUUUGAGAUCGAUGUUUUUUUGUUAUAAUAAUAUUUCCCCAGACUUAAUUAAUGUGAAGGUGCUUGACUUGACAUUGAGAAUGUAAGAAAUUCUUUUGAAACUUCUGAUCUAAAAUAAGUGUCUGUUUAGCUUC